CAUGUAUUUCGUUUUAGCUGCAGAAAAUUCAGCUAAAUUAAGCAAAGAUUAUUCAUUUUAUAUGCAAUUUUUUUAAUAUCUUUUUUCCUCUAAUAUGUUUAUUUACUUCAUUCUAAUCGCAAAAAGUAUGACAUAUCACAGCAAAAACAAUUGAUUACGAUAGUCGCUAUCACUUGCUGUCAUUGCUAUUGAUCAGCUGAUUUAGCAUUAGAAUUCUCGAUGGAAAGCAAUGGAAAGCUGGACGGAAUUUUGUACCAAAUCUGUUAUCGAUAACAUUGUCUUUUAUUUGGCUGAUGACAAACAUAAAAAUUCUUCAGUAAUCAAAAUAAAUAGCGAAAAUUUAUCCGUGAAUGGAGAGCUAUAUUUUUUGUGUAACUUCAAAGCGUGGAAAAGUAUCUCAACAUGCGCCAAGAAUUGCACAAGUAUUUUGCAACACUUCGUACACAUACACAGUACGACAAAAGAUAAUAUAGACAUAGAUAUGACUGAGGAGCAGAUCUUCAAACAGUUAAUUCUAAAAAGUAACAGCUGGCCAAUAAGAAUACAACAAUGCAUGUUGCAAAGAGAAAGGGUUUGCUUGUUCUUUAAUCGAGAAGAUAUCAUUGCCAAUAGUAUAAGGAUGGCUGUCAAACAUGGGGUGUCGUUUGGAAGGAUUAAAUUGAUUGGUAAAGCAUUUAAUUUAAAGUAUCAGCCUGAUACACAAUCGGAUCUCACUUCUCAUAGACUGCGUCUAAUAAAAAAUAUUGCUACAAAGGCAUUAAUUCUACAUGGAUACACAUUAUCCACUGAGGAAAAUUGUGCUGGCAAAUAUAUGUUUACCAGCAAAUCAGAAGGAUUGGUUGAUAAGGGAUAUGAGAAAUACGUCUGUGGUGUUGUAAAGAAUUACCAGACAAAUUCGAAAGAGAUAUGUCUUACAUUGGAACAAUAUAUAAAAUGCAAAAUAGAUCAAUUGGCAGAAUUGAGCGAACAUAAGCUUAUCGAGAACGAAAGAAAUAAUACAAAGAAAGAUCUAUUUUUGUACAAUUUAGCCAAUGCCAUUGUCACCUUUGAAUUAAUGGCUGUGAAACCUAGUCGAUCAGUUGUUAUUGGAAAUAAUAAUUUGCAAGACAAUAGAAGCAUUACAAAUAACAAAGGUGCCUCAUUUGUAUUGUACAACACUGCCAGAAUAGCAACAAUUAUAAUGAAGUACAAUGAAAAAGUGUCAUAUGGAAAUUAUCCAAGUUUGCCAAAUAUCGAAAAUGUAGAUUUUUCACAAUUACAUGAAGAAGACGAAUGGGAGCUUAUAUAUAAUUUUAUCUUUGGAUAUCCACAAAUGAUAAAUGAUUGUUUAAAAUGUGAGACGAAUUUUUGUAUUUAUCCACAGGUAGUAUGCCUAUUUUUAUCACGAUUAUGUCAAAAGUUUAGUAUCUACUAUAGAAGAAUCAGAAUUCUAACGGAAGGAGGUGAGCAUUUGAUUUCCAAGAUGUUUGCAAGAUUGUAUAUGUUGUAUGCAUUGCAAGUUGUGCUCGAGAAUGCAUUGGACAUUUUGGGUAUUACACCAGUGUCGCAAAUGUGAGAUAAUAUCGCGAAAAGAAAGAUUUAAAUAAUCUUUAUUCAAAAAUGGAAAUUUAAGAUAAACUAAUUACUUUUAUAAAAUGAUAAUAAAAUGCAAUUUGAAAAUUA
Molecule: messenger RNA, 1662 nt
Organism: Cataglyphis hispanica
Lineage: Eukaryota; Metazoa; Arthropoda; Insecta; Hymenoptera; Formicidae
Product: DALR anticodon-binding domain-containing protein 3
Exons: 5
Coding region: 230-1555 (441 amino acids)
Biological process (GO): tRNA C3-cytosine methylation; arginyl-tRNA aminoacylation
Molecular function (GO): arginine-tRNA ligase activity; ATP binding; tRNA binding
Source: RefSeq, a predicted model, not a curated record